Molecule: messenger RNA, 1476 nt
Organism: Gavia stellata (red-throated loon)
Lineage: Eukaryota; Metazoa; Chordata; Aves; Gaviiformes; Gaviidae
Gene: ALG11
Product: ALG11 alpha-1,2-mannosyltransferase
Exons: 4
Coding region: 1-1476 (491 amino acids)
Biological process (GO): protein N-linked glycosylation
Cellular component (GO): endoplasmic reticulum membrane
Molecular function (GO): GDP-Man:Man(3)GlcNAc(2)-PP-Dol alpha-1,2-mannosyltransferase activity
Source: RefSeq, a predicted model, not a curated record
AUGGUGGCGGGAGGGUUGUGUCUGUGUGGGCUGAUAAGAUUGCUGUGCUCAUUGUUAAUCCCUGCAUUAUUUGUAAGUGGAAUUUUGUGUAUCUGCUUGGUGGUACUACUGUGGGGAAUACGGCUCUGGAUACAACAAAAGAAGAAACAGCUCACUUCAGCAGGAAAAGAUGGGAAGCGGCCAUUGCUGGUUGCAUUUUUUCACCCAUAUUGUAAUGCAGGUGGUGGAGGGGAGAGAGUCUUGUGGUGUGCCAUAAGAACGCUCCAGAAAAAGUACAGAAAUGUAACGUGUGUUGUUUACACUGGUGAUAGAGAUGCCACUGGAGAAGAAAUAGUAGAAGGUGCUUUCAGAAGAUUCAAUAUUAAAUUAACUCAUCCUGUGAAGUUUGUAUUUCUAGAAAAACGCUACCUUGUGGAAGCUUCUCUUUACCCUCACUUCACUUUGCUGGGACAAAGUUUAGGAUCAGUGUUUCUCGGCUGGGAAGCUCUUCUGAAGUGUGUUCCUGAUAUUUAUAUUGACUCAAUGGGUUAUGCCUUCACACUUCCCCUCUUUAAGUAUUUAGGAGGUUGUCGCGUUGGAUGCUAUGUCCAUUAUCCCACUAUCAGCACCGAUAUGCUUUCUGUCGUUAGGAAUCAGGAUACCAGGUUUAACAAUGCGGCCUUCAUUACAAACAAUCCUCUUUUCAGCAAAUUUAAACUUGUCUACUACUACUUCUUUGCUUUCAUGUAUGGAUUGGUUGGUUCCUGCAGUGAUGUGAUUAUGGUUAAUUCUUCUUGGACGCUAAAUCACAUCCUUUCCCUCUGGAGAGCUGGGGCUUGCACUAGCAUUGUGUACCCACCGUGCGACGUUCAGACCUUCCUGGAUAUUCCACUGGAGGAGGAGAAGAGCACCACUGAAUAUUCAGUUGUUUCUGUCAGCCAGUUCAGGCCUGAAAAAGAUCAUCCUUUGCAAAUCAGAGCCUUUGCUAAAUUGCUGAAAGAGAAGAGACAGGGGCAGCAGCCAUCACUGAAGCUUAUCUUAAUUGGAGGCUGUCGUAACCAGCAAGAUGAAGAGCGUGUAAAUAACCUUAAACAUCUUUGUGAGGAGCUGGGAGUUAGUAACAACGUGAUGUUCAGAAUAAACAUUCCCUUUGAGGAGCUAAAGAGACACCUGGCCGAGGCCACCAUCGGCCUGCAUACGAUGUGGAAUGAGCACUUCGGGAUCGGAGUAGUUGAAUGUAUGGCAGCUGGCACAGUUAUCCUGGCUCACAAUUCCGGAGGCCCCAAAUUAGAUAUUGUGGUACCCUAUGAAGGACAUAUUACAGGCUUCCUAGCAGAAAAUGAGGACAAUUAUGCUGAGACGAUGGCUUAUAUCCUCUCUUUGUCUCCUGAAAAAAGAUUAGAGAUCAGAGAAAAUGCUCGUCACUCUGUGCACAGGUUUUCUGACCUGCAUUUUGAAGAGACGUUCCUGUUAUCUGUGGAGCCAUUAUUUAAAUAA